Molecule: messenger RNA, 5671 nt
Organism: Closterium sp. NIES-67
Lineage: Eukaryota; Viridiplantae; Streptophyta; Zygnematophyceae; Desmidiales; Closteriaceae
Source: the annotation of a GenBank genome assembly
UCGUCGAGAUCCUGAAUUCCCUCCGUCUUUGUGCUGCCUCGUCUUUCAGAAAGCAGGCAGCAUUCGAGCUAGCAGGAAUCCGAUCCCGUCUCGUGUUGUCGAAAGGUCAGGCAGAUCGCGCAACGCCCCUCGCGCGGAAUAGAGCCUCACGGUAGCAUUGAUGUUCUCAUGCCAGAUUCCUCUUUCCGACUCGAGAUUCAGCUGAGCUUCACCCGUGUCUGCCAUCACCAUCAUCAUGUCGCGCUCACUCAUCGCACACGCCACCACCCGUGUCCCGGUACCUCCCUCCGUUCCGAAACUCACGGCCAGUACGCGAAACCGUCGAGACCUCUCAUUUCCGCGUAAGCCCCCACUCGAUGCGCGGCCACCGCUCGACCCCUCUCGUCGUGCGCCAGGCAGCCUCUCUUCUCCCCUUUCCCACCCGUCGUUACGCCCCUCCGCUCACCGUUGCUGUCGCCGGCUCUGCUGGUCCCUAAGCGCCACCCCCUCGCGAGCUCUCAGCGGGAUUCGCCGAGGCCCGAAUGAAUGUCGCCGCGCCGUCACGGUUGCCUCGCAUGGCCUCGGCGACGGAAAAGCGGCGUCGUCCAGCGAUGAACCGGCGACGAGCAGCGGGGCGUAUUCGGACCGCCGGGUCAGGGACAGUAGCCGUGCGAUCCCAGACACAGAUUCCGACAUUAACGAUACCGCCAUUCCACCCUCUUCCUCCGCCUCUCUCCCCCCCUCAAGCUUCCCCGCAUGGUACUUCACCCCGCGCCAGGUGGCAGCCCACUACAUGGUGAAUCCUGACGUGGGCCUGUCCGAAUCCGACGUGGCGCGGCGGCGCGCAGUGCACGGGUGGAACGAGCUGGACCGUCCGGCGGGCACGCCGUUCUGGAGUCUCGUCUUGGACCAGCUCAACGACACGCUCGUUCGGAUCCUCGUCGUCGCCGCCGUGGUGUCGCUCGCGCUGGCAGUGGCGGAGCAGGGGGGGGAAGGGGGAGGCGGAGCGGGGGGACUGGCGGGGUACACGGAGCCGCUGGUGAUCGUGGCCAUCGUGGUGCUCAACGCGCUCAUCGGCGUGUGGCAGCAAGUCAAGGCGGAGAAGUCGCUGCAGGCGCUCAAGGACCUUCAGCCUCAGACGGCUCGUGUGAGGCGGGCAGGCGCGUCCAGUGGAGGUGAAAGCGGCACGGAGGAGGAGAGUGCCAUGGACGACGCGAGCGACAGAGGGAAAGGCGGCGACGGGCCCGUCAGCCAGGUGGUAACCAUACCAGCAGCACGGUUUGUAACGAUACCGGCGCGGGAGCUGGUGCCGGGGGAUGUGGUGGAGGUGCGGGCGGGGGACAGAGUCCCUGCUGACAUGCGCAUAGUCAGGGUGGUGAGCGGGUGCGUGCGGCUCAACGAGUCGAACCUCACAGGGGAGAGCGAGCCGCAGGUGAAGCAGACAGAGAGGGUUGAGCCGAGGGGAGGAGGGGAGGAGGCGGUGGAGCGCGGAGGAGUGAGGGUGGAAGAUAGGGGGAACGAGGAGGAGGGGGGUGGGUGGGCGAGGAGUGGUGUUGGGAGCAGUGGGAGCAGUGGGGAGGAAACAGGGGAGCAGGCGGAGUGGGAGGGCAGGAGCAGUAGCAGAGACACUCUCCAGAUCCAGUCUAAACUGAACAUGGCGUUCGCGGGCACGACAGCAGCGACGGGGUCGUUCAUCGGGGUGGUGGUGGGCACGGGCAUGGGCACGGAGGUGGGGCGCAUCCAGGCGCAGAUCACCGCGGCACAGGAGGAGCAGGAUGGAGAGCUGUACGACACGCCCUUGUCGCGCCGCCUGGAGGAGUUUUCAAGGGCGCUCACCCAGGCGGUGGGCGCCAUGUGCGUCUUCCUCUGGGUGGUCAACGUGGACCGCUUUGUCAUCUGGGACGGUGCAGCCAAGACCCUGGCGUUCAAUGCGCAGCAAGCUACGUUCUACUUUAAGGAGGCAGUAGCGCUGGCUGUAGCAGCGAUCCCCGAGGGCCUUCCCGCCGUCAUAACCACGUGCCUGGCGCUGGGCACGCGGCGCAUGGCCGAGGCCAACGCCAUCGUGCGCCGCCUGCCGUCCGUGGAGACGCUGGGGUGCACCACCGUGAUCUGCUCCGAUAAGACCGGCACGCUCACCACCAACCAGAUGGCGGUUGCCAGCCUGGCGGUGCCACGUGGCGCUGACGGGGACGUGCGGUGGUACGAUGUGUCGGGGACCACGUAUGACCCGGGUGAUGGGGAGGUGGUGGGAUGGAGGGGAGGAGAGAGGAGGGGAGGGGAAGGAUCGGGAGGUGAAGGAGGGGAAGGUGGAGGAAUGAGAGGUGUUGAUGGGAGAGUGAGUGCGAGUGUGGAGGGAAAGAAGAGCAGAGAUGUGGAGGGUGAGGGGGAUGCGAGUGUGUGGAGCAUGGCGGGCAUCAGCGCGCUGUGCAACGACGCCAGCAUCACAGUGAACAAGGGGCAGUACGGCUGCUCCGGCAUGCCCACUGAGGCCGCGCUCAAGGUGUUGGCAGAGAAGCUGGGAGUGCCAGCCGCCUUGCAACAGGCUGGACUAGAGGAGGCACGCAGGGAGGAACCAGAGAGCAGCCUGGGCGUGGCGUCUGCGUUCUGGGAGCGGCGGUGGCAGCGCUUGUGCACGUUCGAGUUCGACCGCUUCCGCAAGUCCAUGAGCGUGCUGGUCACGCCUGUGGGCGGGGAGGAGGAGACUUUCGCCGCGCCGAAAGAGCUGGCAGGGCGAGAAGGGAGUGGGCGGCAGCAAGGGGAGAUGCAGCAGGUGCAGGAGGAGGGCGAAGAGGGGGAGGAGAGAGGGACGUGGUUGCGAGCCGCAGGGAACCGGCUGCUGGUGAAGGGAGCAGCAGAGUGCGUGCUGGACCGCUGCACGUCCCUGCAGCUCCCCUCGGGCGCUGUUGUCCCGCUCUCCCCCGCCGCCCAUGCCAGUCUCGCCCGCACCAUCUCCACCAUGUCGUCCCAAGGCCUUCGCGUGCUCGCCUUCGCUUAUAGAGUUGACCUCCCGCCCGCCUUAGCCAGGUUGGGGGAGAGGAAAGGGGGCCAGGGAGGAGACAGAGCAGGUGAAGGGAGCAGAGAUCGGGCUGGGGGGGAUGGAGGGGAGAGGGGGGGAGACGAGAGAGAUGAGAGGAAAGAGUGUGCAGAGGAGGUGCUGGAGAGAGGUGAGGGGUGGAGUGAGGAGGUGCAGCGGUGGGUGGAGGAUGGGAGCCGGUAUGAGGAGCUGGAGAGCAGAUUGACCUUUGUGGGGUUUGCGGGGAUUCAGGACCCGCCACGGCCGGAGGUGCCGGCGGCGAUAGCGGCAUGCACGAGUGCGGGGAUGCGGGUUAUAGUGAUCACAGGGGACUCUGGAUCCACUGCCACGGCUGUAGCUAGGCAGAUCGGGCUGUUUGGGCGGGAUGGUGACACGGGCUCUUCUGACAUGGACUUUGCCCGCCACUCCUUCGCUGCUGCGGAGUUUGUUGGGCUGCCAGAAGAGCAGCAGCUGAUGAUCCUGGCAGGGAAGACAGGCGGAGGCGAGGGAGGGGGAGCAGGCGGAGGAGGAGGAGGUGGAGGUAGUGGCGCAUUGAGGGGCGGCAAUCUGGUGUUUUGGCGUGCGGAGCCGGUGCACAAGCAGCAGAUCGUGCGCGCGCUGAGAGCGCAGGGCGAGGUGGUGGCGAUGACGGGCGACGGGGUGAACGAUGCUCCGGCGCUGAAGCUGGCGGACAUUGGCAUCGCCAUGGGCGCCACCGGCACAGAGGUGGCGAAGGAAGCAGCGGACAUGGUGCUGGCCGACGACAACUUCGCCACAAUCGUCGAAGCGGUCCGCGAGGGCCGCGCCAUUUUUGACAACAUGCGUGCGUUCAUCCGCUACCUCAUCUCGUCCAACAUCGGGGAGGUCAUCGCCAUCUUCGCCGCGUCCCUCCUCGGGCUGCCCUCCUCCUCCUUCCUGCUCCCAGUGCAGCUCCUCUGGGUCAACCUAGUGGGGGACGGCGCCCCUGCCGUGGCCCUGGGGUUCACGCCACCGGAGGCCGAUGUGAUGGCGCGGCCGCCCCGGGAGAGGGACCAGGGGCUCGUGUCCCCGUGGGUGCUCGUGCGGUUCGGGGUGCUUGGGGCGUAUAUCGGUGCUGCCACUGUUGGGGUGUUUUCAGUGUGGUUUUUGAACGGGGAGCCGAUGGGAAUGGGGGGGAGUGUGGGGAUGGGGGUGGGGAGUGCGGAGGAGGAGAGUGCGAGGGGGAGGGGUUUGAUGGGUGGAAGCCAAGGGUGGUUUGCACCAUUUGAGUUGGGGAAGGAUGGGCAUUCGGCGGUGACAUGGGAGCAGCUCUCUCACUCCAAAACUUGCUCUGCUUGGGCUGCUCCUAAUGCUGCUGGUACUGGUGUUGCUGCUCUGAACGCCCCUCCGCUUGUGGACUCACCAUCAGCAGCUGCAAGAGGCCGGGAAGAGCCAGUAGCAGCAGUAAGAGAACGAGACCAGGCAGCAGCAGCGACAGGUUCAGCAGAAACUUUACCCAAUUCGCUGUUCAAUCCUCAACCCACAUACACAGUAGCAGGCGGCGGAAGCGUCUCCUUCCCCACCCCGUGCGACUACUUCACCUCGGGCACCGCCAAGCCCUCUACUCUCGCCCUCUCCACGCUCGUCACCAUCGAGAUGCUCGUAGCCCUCAGCUCGGUGUCGGAGUACCGCAGCCUGCUGCACACGCCACCCUGGAUCAACAAGUGGCUCAUGCUGGCCGUUGCUGCGUCCAUGGGGCUCCAUGUGGCGCUGCUGUAUUCGCCGCUGGCCGGUGUAUUUGAGGUGGUGCCGCUGACGUGGCAGGAGUGGGCGCUGGUGCUGGUUUUCUCGCUGCCCGUGCUGUUGGUGGAUGAGGGGCUCAAGCUGGUUGGCAGACAGAUCUUCACGUGGAGAAAAUGAGGGUGUUAGUGAGAGGCAGGCGAGGCAGGAGAGGCAGAAGUGGCAGGAGAGGCAGGAGAGGCAGGAGAGGCAGGAGAGGAAGGGGCGGCAGGAGAGGCAGGAGAGGCAGGAGAGGCAGGAGAGGCAGGAGUGGCAGGAGUGGCAGGAGAGGCAGGAGAGGCAGGAGAGGCAGGAGAGGCAGGAGUGGCAGGAGAGGCAGGAGUGGCAGGAGAGGCAGGAGAUGCAGGAGAGGCAGGAGAGGCAGGAGUGACAGGAGUGGCAGGAGUGGCAGGAGUGGCAGGAGUGGCAGGAGAGGCAGGAGAGGCAGGCGAGGCAGGAGAGGCAGGAGUGGCAGGAGAGGCAGGAGUGGCAGGAGAGGCAGGAGAGGCAGGAGAGGCAGGAGAGGCAGGAGAGGCAGGAGUGGCAGGAGAGGCAGGAGAGGCAGGAGAGGCAGGAGUGGCAGGAGUGGCAGGAGCAUCAUUAGCCAGGCAUUGGUGCUGGUCUUCCCGCUGCCUGUGCUGUUGAUUGAUGACAAUCAGAAGCUCGAGGGCAGGGAAAUUUUCACGCGGAGGUAGUUGAAGGCGUUUGUGAGUGGCAGGAGUCGUGUUGGUCUUAGGGCGAAUUCCUACGAACCAGGAUCAGAAACGAGUUGGAUCAGGAUCAUGCGGUACUGUGCGGUGCGAGUGUUUGAAUCGUGUUUCAGUGCGGUUCAUUUUGGUUGCGCGCGUUUCUGAUUCUGAUGUAAUUUCGUAGGAUUUCUCCUUACCGUAUUCCCUCGUAUAUAACACCCCUAGGGUAUUGUAAAAAAACCAUAAAAAAAAA